GGGUUGGAAAGCACAGGAGACGACAACUCUGACCUCACUACCUGAGGAAAGCCACAUCAAGGGCACUGGAGUCACACAGAUCACACAAGCCUGAGUACAGAGGAAUUUCAUUGCCUGACACAAAGCCACAGCUUUCCUCUGCCUGAGUGGAUUAUACUGACUCUGUUCUGACAUAGGCUAGUACUUUUCAGAGAUGGCUGAGGCGCAUCAGGCGGUGGGCUUCCAGUUCACUGUGCGCCCAGACGGUGUGGACCUUAAACUGAGUCAAGAGGUCAUCAAAAACAUCUACCUGUCUGGAGUGACAGCAUGGAAGAAGCGAGCCAUUCAAUUCAAGAAUGGUGUAUUAGCUGGAGUCUAUCCUGCCAGUCCGUCCAGUUGGCUGAUAGUUGUGAUUGCCAUGAUGAGUUCCUUGUAUAUCCGCAUAGACCCCCCUCUAGGAAUGAUUGAAGCAAUCACGGAAAACCUACCACAGAGAGACUAUUUAUCAGUGCAGACCCGAGCGGUGCUGAGUGCCAUUCUGUUUGCCACUGGACUUUGGCUGUUCCUCAUCUACCUCUUGAGAUACAUGCUCAAAGCUCUGCUCUCCUACCAUGGAUGGAUUUUUGAAUCCCAUGGCAAAAUGAGCUCAUCUACCAAAGUGUGGCUGAGCCUCGUGAAGAUGUUCUCCGGGCGCAGGCCGCUGCUCUACAGUUUUCAGGCCUCCUUACCCAGGCUCCCUGUGCCCAGUGUGGAUGAUACAAUUUAUAGGUACCUGGAGUCAGUCCGUCCUCUGCUAAACAGUGAACAGUACAACCAAAUGGAGAUGCUGGCCAAUGACUUUAAAGAUUCAAAAGCAGCCCAGCUACAGAGAUACCUAAUCCUGAAAUCCUGGUGGGGGACAAAUUAUGUAAGUGACUGGUGGGAGGAGUACAUCUACCUCAGGGGUAGGAGUCCUAUCAUGGUGAACAGUAACUUCUAUAUAAUGGACCUAUUGUACAUAAUCCCAACACACCGACAGGCUGCUCGGGCAGGGAAUGUGGUCCAUGCCAUGCUGCAGUACAGGCGCAAACUGGAACGGGGUGAACAUGCACCGCUGAGGGCUUUGGGGACAGUUCCUAUGUGUUCCACUCAGAUGGAGAGGAUAUUUAACACCACCCGCAUCCCUGGGAUUGAAACAGAUAUUGUGCAGCACCUGACUGACCGUAAGCACCUGGUUGUCUACCACAAGGGCAGAUUCUUCAAAGUGUGGCUGUACACUGGAGGACGCCACCUCUUACCCAGUGAACUUGAAACACAGUUUCAAAGGAUCCUCAAUGAUACAUCAGAACCCCAGCCAGGAGAACUCAAAUUAGCUGCCUUGACUGCAGGAAACAGAGUUCCAUGGGCUCGGGCUCGGAUUAAAUAUUUCAGCCAGGGAGGAAACAAAGUGUCCCUGGACGCCAUUGAGUCUGCUGCCUUCUUCCUGACGCUAGAUGGCGAGCAACAGGGUUACGACCCUGCAAAGACCAAAUCGUUUGACAGUUAUGCCAAGUCCCUGCUUCAUGGAAAAUGUUACGACAGGUGGUUUGACAAGUCUUUCACCUUGAUCUCUUAUCCAAAUGGAAAAAUGGGUGUUAAUGCUGAACAUUCUUGGGCUGAUGCACCAAUUGUCGGACAUAUGUGGGAGUAUGUUCUUGCAACAGACUGCUUCCAUCUUGGCUACACGGAGGAGGGGCAUUGUAAAGGGGAUGUGAACAAAGGUCUGCCUUAUCCCUCUCGACUACAGUGGCAAAUUGCAAAGGAGUGCCAAGAGGUCAUUGAGACUUCAUACUUGUCAGCCAAGCAGAUAGCUGACGACGUGGACUUCCAUGGCCAUCUAUUCCAUGAGUUUGGGAAAGGACUGAUCAAGAAGUGCAGGAGCAGUCCUGAUGCCUUUAUUCAGUUGGCCCUGCAGCUAGCACAGUUCAGGGACCAGGGUGUGUUCUGUCUGACUUACGAGUCAUCCAUGACUCGUAUGUUCAGAGACGGUCGGACAGAGACGGUACGCUCCUGCACUUCUGAGGCUGUUGCAUUUGUCAGAGCCAUGGAGGAUGCAGGUGCAACAAAUGCCCAGAGACUGGCCCUGUUUCGGAAAGCAGCAGAUAAGCAUCAAAACAUGUAUCGUCUGGCCAUGACGGGUUCUGGUAUCGACCGUCACCUCUUCUGUCUCUACAUAGUGUCCAAAUACCUCGGUGUUGACUCGCCAUUCCUUAAGAAGGUGCUUUCAGAGCCGUGGAAGUUGUCUACCAGCCAGACUCCACAGCAACAGCUCAAUUUAGUUGACAUCAACAAGUUCCCUAACUAUGUGGGUGCUGGUGGUGGAUUUGGCCCAGUGGCUGAUGAUGGUUAUGGUGUGUCUUAUAUAAUCGUUGGGGAAAACCUCAUCACAUUCCACAUCUCCAGCAAGUUCUCCAACCCUGACACAGACUCAUUCCGGUUUGGUCAGCACAUUUGUAACGCCAUGCUUGAUAUCCGAGCACUUUUCAAGCCUGAAAACGAUAAGAAGACGGUGGAGCAUGCAUCGCAUGUACAGCUGGAAAAUGGGAAAAAGCACAAAUAACAGACUGUAACGACUGUAGAGUGGUAUGCUGGAUGUGCCUCACAUACAACCUGUGAGUCUCUUCGUCGUGCUUCAUUCAUACAAAACUAAAGUUCGGGCGACAGGUUGCACUUAAGAUCUUUUUGGUCACAUUAUAGGAGCUGGUCAUUCCACUCAGUCAGAUUACAGAAAUAGUUGUUACUUCUCAAUUUUAUAUUAUACCUUCCAGAGCUGUGUUGUUUUGGUGCUGAGGGAUAGAUCUUUAAAAACGGGAAUUUUUGGUUGUUUCUCUCUCCUUUUUGUCAGUUUAUACCAUAGACUGUAUAUAAAGCUAACGUAAUGUAAUAAAUCUAAAUAUAAUCUUUAUUUAUGGUCUGUGCAUAUGAAACUUGUAAAUAUAAAACUCAGUACUGUCUGAAACUAUAAAUCAUUUGUUACAUGUCAAUAUUUAUGAAUUAAUGUUGUCAUUUUUGAUUAAAAUAUUAAAGAUUAUCUAUUAAAUGUAUCUCAUAAUCAGUGGCUUUUGUAGAGUUCAAAUGUAAUCAUACUAAUCACUAGACAUAAAUUCAUAGUUAUUUUCCAUUCUUAACAUUAAUAAAAAUUAAUAAAAAAAAUGUAAUACAUCAAAAACAUACAAGGAAAAACAAUCUAUUAUGAGAGACGUUUAUUGUAAGUGGGGUGACAGUCAUGUUCCUGGUAUCCAUAUGAACAUUUACAGAGGCCUUACAGGUUCAUUCAGGCUUCUCGGACAAACAAAAACGAUGUGGACUUUGAUCCGCUGGAAGCUUUAUAAGAGUUUGUCAGACUGCUCGCAGCAACAGUGAGAGCAAAACCAAAUGCACCAGAUCUCGAACAAAGGCAACAUCACUGAUUAGAGUGCUUGAUGUGAACAGACUCCUUUUUACAGUUGCACGAUUGAGUGACCAUAUAAUGCAAACUCUAAUCACCACAUUACCUUAAAUAUGAUGACCUACUGGGAAUGCAGAUGGUAGACGGCUCAUCUCCUGAUCUGUGACUUUAAACCACACUUCAUCUAUGACUUCACGUCAAUGCACAAUGAAGCAACAUCAAUUGUCAAAAAAAAAAUAUCAAUCUGCAGUUUCAUGAUAGAUAACGUCACAUUUGACUUUUGAGUGCAGCUCCCAAAGAGCGGGCAAAAACAAACCAUUUUCUAUUGUAAUAUUUAUUAGUUCAGGCGGGGACAAUACAAAAAGAAAGUAAUAAAAAACAAACCAUUCUGGUCACUCUUUUUCUUUCAAGGCAUCAGUUACAGCAAUGAACUAAAACUAGUCUUUAUAACUGUACAAAGUGAAUAGACAAACAAAAACACCAUCAUGCGGUCCGCCUGCUUGAUGAGAGCCAUUUUAAAAAGAGCCAAAGAGGCAACAGUCACCAGACUUCCUAAGAUUCAAAAUGAAUCAACAGUAUCACAUUAUUGUCUUCAUCACCAUCGCCCUCUUAUCAGAAGUUGCCUGCUGAUCACACACAUGUAACAUAAGAGAAUACAACAGACACGAAAGGCAAAUGGAUUUUAAGUAUGCUCUAAUUCUUACCGGUUUGUUUAUCAUUGGGGUACUGCAGGCUGAGUCCACUGGGUGAUGACGUGCCCCCUGGGCCACUGUGCGGAGCUGUUUUUCAUGUAGAUACACGCCAACCCAGUCUUUUUUGUGUACAUACUAUUUUGUGUAUAUAUUUCAACACUCUAGGAUGGUUUUGUAGUUUAUGUAUCUAAAAACACUCUGCAGAGCUUCGGGGUUCCGGUCGAUGAUGCACAGGUGGAUUAGGAAGUUGCACCAGGAGUUGGGUUGACAUUCUGCGUGGCUACUUGUGGUGCCACCUCUAUGAUCCGUGGUUUGUCAAUGAUGCGAGCAGUGCGGUUUCCUUUCUCUACAAUUCCGAUGAUCCAUGCUUGGUGGCCCUCGCCGUAUUUUGGGGAUUUGAUCUCGGCACAGAAGCGGGCAGCUUGCUCCCGAGGCAGACAAAUAAGCAGGCCUCCUGUAAAGAAAAGGAGAUU
Molecule: messenger RNA, 4550 nt
Organism: Anarrhichthys ocellatus (wolf-eel)
Lineage: Eukaryota; Metazoa; Chordata; Actinopteri; Perciformes; Anarhichadidae
Gene: cpt1b
Product: carnitine palmitoyltransferase 1B (muscle)
Exons: 19
Coding region: 194-2557 (787 amino acids)
Biological process (GO): long-chain fatty acid transport; fatty acid metabolic process; carnitine metabolic process
Cellular component (GO): mitochondrion
Molecular function (GO): carnitine O-palmitoyltransferase activity
Source: RefSeq, a predicted model, not a curated record